GUGGCCGUUGCAGCUGUGCUACAAAUACAGCACAUGGUAGCAUUUUGUUGGCUGCUUGUAGCGACGGGUACCUCCGGGCCUCAAACUCCGAGCUAGUCUGAACUGUCAGCUGACAAAUUUAAAGUUGCACACUUUUUACUUUGGUAACUGUUAGUUAAAAAAAAAAAAAAGAAAAGAUCGACAACUUUGAUGUCCUUUUGUCUUCGUACAAGGCUGUGAACAAGCAUCAAAUUGCGAGUUUGAGCGCUUUUAAAAAACUCUUGUCCCACUCCGCCUGCAGCAGCUGCACAGAAGCUAGCAUGUCGACCGGCACAAAUCAAGUUAAAAGCUGCCCCAUCCCCACCAAGGUGCUCACCCUGAAGGACUGGUCCCAGCUACCCGACUGUUACAGCCAGACACCCGGGGGGACCCUUUUCUCCACCACGCCAGGAGGUACCCGCAUCAUCUACGACAGGAAGUUUCUGUUGGAUUGUCGAAACUCUCCCCUCGCCAGGACCCCCCCAUGCUGCCUGCCCCAGAUCCCGGGGGUAACAGUACCUGCUACACACCCCGUGGGGAAAUUGCAGGAUCUCAAAGAGGAGGCUGAGGAGGAAGAGAAGGACAUUGCAGAAGACAACCAGUUUGAGAUGGACAUCUGAGCUCCGGUAUUACCUCCUGUGGAGAGUCAUUGGUUAAAACACCUCCAAGGUCAUUGAUGACCAUAAUGCAUUACUUAUAAAGCUUUUUUUUUUUUCACUUAUUUUUUUCUUUUUUCUUUCUUUUUUU
Molecule: messenger RNA, 765 nt
Organism: Toxotes jaculatrix (banded archerfish)
Lineage: Eukaryota; Metazoa; Chordata; Actinopteri; Toxotidae
Gene: eif4ebp3l
Product: eukaryotic translation initiation factor 4E binding protein 3, like
Exons: 3
Coding region: 300-638 (112 amino acids)
Biological process (GO): negative regulation of translational initiation
Cellular component (GO): cytoplasm
Molecular function (GO): eukaryotic initiation factor 4E binding
Source: RefSeq, a predicted model, not a curated record